AUGGAAGCUAUCAAGAUCGUCGAAGACCACAAAGCCGAACUCAAAGAUGUUCCUAUUCCCAAGCUGCGGGACGACUAUGUUCUCUGCAAAGUCAAAUGCAUCGCUUUGAACCCCACCGACUGGAAGCAUAUCGAUAGGAUUGCUAAGCCGGGACCUACAGUCGGAGUAGAUUUCAGCGGCGUGGUCGAGGAAGUCGGGCCAAAAGUCACAAAGAAGUGGAYUAAGGGUGAUCGUAUUGCGGCAUUCGUUCACGGUGGAAACGACUCGCAGCAUGAAGAUGGCGCGUUUGCGGAGUACUGCGUAGCUAAGGGUGAUCUGGCGAUGAAGAUUCCGGAUCAUCUCAGCGAUGAAGAGGCCGCGACUAUGGGUGCAGGUGUGAUCACUUGUGGACAAGCAUUGUAUCAAAGUCUUGGUCUGCCACUGCCUGGAUCUGAAAAGCAUGGCGGAUACGUCCUCAUUUACGGUGGAAGCACGGCUACAGGAACACUCGCCAUUCAGUAUGCUGUGCUCUCUGGAUGCAAAGUGCUAGCUACCGCCUCGAAGCACAAUUGGCCACUGCUCAAAUCUUUAGGCGCCGAAGAGACAUUCGACUACAAAGAUCCUGAAGAUUGUUCCAAGAAAAUCCGAGAGUAUACCAACGAUCAGCUCACCCUUGUCCUGGACUGUAUCGCGGAGGGGGACUCUCCAAAGAUCUGCGAGAAUGCCAUUUCAUCAAAGGGAGGCGCUAUCAGCUACCUCCUCCCCGCGAAGCAUUCCCGUGAAGAUGUCGAGAACAAGCACACUCUCGGCUACACAAUCAUGGGCGAGGCAUUUGAGAAGAUGGGCAGGCAAUCUCCCGCGAAGCCCGAGGACUUUGAGCACGCCAAAAGUUUUUGGGCGCUGAGUGAGAAAUUGAUUGGCGAGGGUAAGAUCAAGCCGCAUCCGCCCAAGGUUGGAAAGGACGGGUUUAAGGGGGCAUUUGAUGGCUUCCAGCAGUUCAGGGAUGGAAAGGUCAGUGGUGUUAAGCUGGUCUAUAGGGUAGAGGAGACACCCUGA
Ramularia collo-cygni is the source of this 1035-nucleotide messenger RNA. RefSeq names its product related to zinc-binding oxidoreductase ToxD. Gene Ontology annotation, molecular function: oxidoreductase activity, acting on NAD(P)H. NCBI's taxonomy places the organism in Eukaryota, Fungi, Ascomycota, Dothideomycetes, Mycosphaerellales, Mycosphaerellaceae. The record is from RefSeq and is a predicted model, not a curated record. Bases 1 to 1035 code for a protein of 344 amino acids. The transcript has 5 exons.